GAGAAAUUUUAUGCGGUGGGGCGGAUUCCGAACGUUUUUGGCAAGCGGGAAGGCAAACCCAGUUAUGACGCCAUUACGGCUGCUCGCUUAAUUGACCGCUCGCUCCGCAUCUGCUAUCUCUGCUCUGAUUUACCUUUUUUUACUACGUCCCUGGCCGCUGUGAUUGUUGGAAAAAAUGAAAAAAAUUUUAUUAGCAACCCCAGCCGGGAAAAAUUAGAUAAUUCACCUUUAGAGUUAAUUGUUAGUGCUACGGAGGAAAAAAUUACCAUGCUGGAAGCAGGAGCUCGGGAAAUAGAGGAAGCAGAAUUGACCCAAGCCAUUACUUUCGCUCACCAAGAAAUUCAGAUAUUAAUCGGUUUUUUUCAACAUAUUGCUAACAGUUUAGGAGUCAGAAAAGAGCCAAAAAUGGCUCAAUUAGAAAAAAAAACCAGCGAUCAAUGGUUAGAGGAAAAAGGAAAUUAUUACUUGGGAGAGUAUUGUGUUCAAAAUCCUCAAUUAGAGGAAGAAUUUGUGAAAGAUUUGGUGGAGGAAUUUUGA
This is a messenger RNA of Racocetra persica, 537 nucleotides long. The record is from the annotation of a GenBank genome assembly. Lineage: Eukaryota; Fungi; Glomeromycota; Glomeromycetes; Diversisporales; Gigasporaceae.